CAGCAAGUCUGGGAUCAUGAGGAACGAUAACAGAGCCAGUCUGUCUUCAGUCUAGCCUUUCAUCCAGAGGUUUUAUCCUCAGUGACUUGUUGGGCACCAUGAGGUUGUCAGAGCUCAUGUGUUUUUGGCUGCUCCUGCUUGGGACUUUCCUCUCAGAGGCAGCAGGUGUCACCAGCACAGAAGCAGGAAGGAGGCGAGGAGGAUUUGAGAAGCGGAGGAAGAGGGUCCAACGUGGUCACUGCAGCUACACCUUUGUGCUGCCAGAGCUGGACGCCUGUCAGGGAUCGAACCUGCACACCAAUGGUCAUGACAGGACCGCUGUGGUCCAGAGAGACUUACCACCCCCUGCUGAUGGAGACUGGUCUUCACAGAAGCUGCAGCAUCUGCAGGUCACCAUGGAGAACAACACACAGUGGCUGCAGAAGCUGGAGAGCAGCAUCCAGAGAAGUGUCCGUGCUGGAGCUGCCUACAUUCCCGCUCUCUCUGUUCAGAACCAAACGGAAACCAUGUUGGAGAUUGGGACACGUCUUCUCACCCGCACUGCUGAGCAGACCCGCAAACUCAAUGUGGUGGAAGGAAAAGUCCAGAAUCACACAUCGAGAAUCGAGAUCCAGCUUCUAGAGAACUCUCUGUUGACCCACAAGCUGGAGAAGGAACUCCUGCUGCAGAACAGCCACAUCAGCCGGCUGCAAGAGAUGAACAGUCAUCUGGAGGACAAAGUGAAGAUAUUGGAGUCCCAGCAGAGAGGUGCACUGGAGGAUCUCAGGCAGGAGAAGAGACGGCUCCAGGUGAAGAACCCAAUGCUGUUGUUUCUUCUUUCUCCUGGUUCUCCUAUUGUGCUCCUGUUGCUGAUGUUUGGAGGCCGAUGUGUCCCACAGGCAGUGGUUAGAGCUCAGAUAGAGGCGAUCACGUCUCUGGAGGAGCAGUUGACAGUCGCCAGCAGAAACAACACAAUUCUGCAGAGUCAACACACACAACUAAUGGAGUCAGUACACACACUCAUCCACAUGGUGACUGGAGGAACAAGCUCCUUCCCCAGGACUCACCUGUGGAGAGACUGUGCAGACGCCUACAGAGCGGGUCAGUCCAGCAGCGGUGUGUAUCACGUCUACAUCAGCAACCAGACCGAACCUGUGCAGGUGUACUGCGACAUGGAGACAAGUGGCGGAGGCUGGACAGUCUUCCAGAGGAGAAUCAACGGCAGUGUGGACUUCCAGAGGACGUGGAGGGAGUACAAGAUGGGCUUCGGAGAUGUGUGGGGCGAACACUGGCUGGGGAACGAAGCCCUGUACCUGAUGAGUAGUGAGCGCCUGCACUCUCUGAGGGUGGAGAUGCGAGACUGGGAGGGGAACUCAGCUCACUCCCUGUAUGAGCGUUUCACUCUGGCCAGCGAGCGACAGCAAUACAGGUUGUACCUGAGAGGUUACAGCGGGACGGCUGGAAGGCAGAGCAGCCUGACCAUGCACGGGAGCGCCUUCAGCACACGGGACCAAGACAACGACAGCUGCGACCAUUGCAAGUGCGCCAUGAUGCUGACCGGAGGUUGGUGGUUUGACGCUUGUGGUUUCUCCAACCUCAACGGGAUGUACUACUCACUGGGCCAGAACAUCAGGAAGCUCAACGGAAUCAAGUGGCAUCAUUUCCACGGCCCCAGCUACUCUCUACGGGCGACCACCAUGAUGGUUCGGCCGCAUGACUUCUGACCGCACAGGAGGACCGGGUGGCAGCAGACAUUGACGUGUAGAUGUCAGACCUCCACAUGGAGACACAGAACCAUGAUGGAAGUUCUUCAGACGGGAAUGUGUACAGUGGUAUAAUGAGUUCACAGAUGCAACACCUGUCAGCGAAGAAACCCGACUCCUGGUCUUCAUGAAAUUCAAGGUGAAAAAUAUUAGUAAUAAUAUUAGCAAAAAUAUUAGUCCAAGGCUCAUCUGAGAGAGUAGCUCUGAUUUUUUAUAUCAACUGUCCCUGUAAAUGUCAUUUUUUUGUGUAGCUUUGUCAUUUGAUGAAGAAGUUUUGGUUUGUUGCCAACAAUACUCUGUAACUAGAUUACAUUUUCAUGCUGUUCUCUUUGUGUUUUUUUCUAAGAAAAACAUCCCUAAGAGUCACAAAAAUGAUUCUGCACUUUCUUCAUUAGCUUCAUCCACACAAUACUGAACGAAACACUGAUGAAACAGUAAUACAGGGGUCUCAAACUGACAGAGUCUUGGUGAGGCUGGACUAAAGGUUGGCGGAGUGAUGGUUUUGCGGUUUUGUCACUUGUCAUUCAUCAUUUUGUUGUUAUUUGUUAAAAUAGUUCUUGUUGGUAAUUCUACAUAAUGUCUAAGGAACAGGUUUCUUAAAAAAAUCCAAUAAAAGUCUGCUGUAUUUUGAGGCAUCCAAUGACGCUUUACAGGACUGAAACAUUUAUGUAAAGUUCUUGUACUUCUUCUAGUACAUUUUUCAUCCUUCUGUUCAGAUGCCGUGUGGUUGCAUUUUCUAGAUCCAAUGUGCCAAUAAUGGGAUUGUUUUGGUAGCAUUGACUUGGUGAUAUUGCACUGUAAGGCUUCAAAGGUAAAGCCUAAAUAUCAUCCAAUGGAA
Molecule: messenger RNA, 2580 nt
Organism: Synchiropus splendidus (mandarinfish)
Lineage: Eukaryota; Metazoa; Chordata; Actinopteri; Syngnathiformes; Callionymidae
Gene: angpt4
Product: angiopoietin 4
Exons: 10
Coding region: 99-1703 (534 amino acids)
Source: RefSeq, a predicted model, not a curated record